AACCCAUGCCAAGAUGUAAUUUAAACAAAAUCCUGGGUUUCGAUUACAAAAUACGUGACGUGGGUCUAAAUGUCAAGACUACGUAAGAACUCACUAGUAAGCGUUUUCAUCCUUCUUAUAAAGAUAUGUCUUGGGUACAAAGAGAAAUUCGUUUAAAAGAACGCUCCAGAGGUUGCCAUCUUGUUCAUAGCGAGAUUGUAAACCAACUUCCCGAACUAAAGUCUUUCAAAGUUGGUAUUGCCAAUGUUUUCUUGCAACACACUUCUGCUUCAUUAAUGCUCAAUGAAAAUUGUGAUCCUGAUGUACAGAAAGAUAUGGAAAUGGGUUUAAACAAGAUUGUUCCCGAGAAUUUCCCUUAUAUUCAUACAGCAGAAGGUGCUGAUGAUAUGCCUGGUCAUUUGAAAUCAGGCAUUGUAGGUGUUUCCUUGAAUAUUCCAAUCACGAACGGAAAGCUCAACUUAGGUACUUGGCAAGGAAUUUAUUUGUGCGAACACCGUAAUUAUGGUGGAGCUCGUCGCAUUGUAGUUACAUUACAAGGUCAACAAAAAUAAAUAAAGUAAUAACAUGAAGCCAAGAGAAUUUUGUGUGAAUA
Gilbertella persicaria is the source of this 592-nucleotide messenger RNA. RefSeq lists its product as uncharacterized. The record is from RefSeq and is a predicted model, not a curated record. The transcript has 5 exons. Lineage: Eukaryota; Fungi; Mucoromycota; Mucoromycetes; Mucorales; Choanephoraceae. Bases 126 to 551 code for a protein of 141 amino acids.